Molecule: messenger RNA, 1536 nt
Organism: Penicillium coprophilum
Lineage: Eukaryota; Fungi; Ascomycota; Eurotiomycetes; Eurotiales; Aspergillaceae
Product: Major facilitator superfamily domain general substrate transporter
Exons: 5
Coding region: 1-1536 (511 amino acids)
Biological process (GO): transmembrane transport
Molecular function (GO): transmembrane transporter activity
Source: RefSeq, a predicted model, not a curated record
AUGCAGUCUAUCUCCUCAGAAUCGACCUUACUGACAGACGAGCCCAAAGCGUCAGCUAUUGAGCUCCUACGUGACCACCGUCUUGAGCUUACCCCAGAUGGAAAAUAUGUGCGAUGGUUGCAAACCCAUCCAAGACAUCCUCGAAAUUGGUCUGGGCCACGAAAGGCUUAUGAUAUUGUCCUUGUCUGUCUUUUGGAUCUUUUUAUAACAGCGUCCAGCACCGCAGGUUCGGCAGCUGCUGCACAAGCCAAACAUGAAUACAAAAUCAGUGAAACGCUUUCAAUUUUCAUAUUUGUCACGAUAUUUCUUCUCGGCCAGGUGGCAGGCACCAUAUUAUUUCCCCCGUGGUCAGAGACAUUUGGGCGCAGGAACAUGUACAUUGUGAGCAGUGGUCUCAGCGCUAUUUGCUGCAUGAUUAUUGGUCUCGUACGUGCGAUGCCAGUUAUUGUCAUCAUGCGCAUUCUCGCCGGGCUCCUUUCCGCAAUCCCUUAUACCAUCAUCGGCGGUAGCAUAGAGGACAUGUUCAACUCGCAUGCUCGAAUAUGGGCUAUGUAUUAUUGGACAGUUGCUUCAAACAUUGGUCUCAUCCUUGGACCCAUCAUGAGCAGUUAUAUCAUUGCAGGUCUUGAUUGGCGAUGGAACUUCUAUAUCUUCGCUAUCAUCAUUGCUGCAAUUACAUGUGGUCUCUUCUUUAUUCGGGAAUCUCGACCUUCCUUGUUACUAGCCUACGAGGUGAAACGAGUCGCCGAUAUGACUACUAUGCAAUCAAUUCCACCGCCACUCAACCAUGACCAUAUCCCGGAUCUCAAUAUAUUUCUGAAAGAAUCCCUCUUUCGCCCAGCCCAGCUCUUCUUCCAAGAGCCUAUCAUUUUCGUCAUUGCAGUGAUGAUCUCCGUCGCCAUGUCCCUCAUCUACAUCUUUACAGAAGCCCUCCAACCUAUCUACGAGUCUAUGGGAUUUGCAAACACCGACGCUUCAUUGAUGUUCAUCGCUAUAGGCCUGGGAACCUGUCUCAGCACAUUGACUCGCGUGCUAGAUGGCUACAUUCUCAACCAUUUCCGCAGACAAGGACGGUCUAUCAAGCCCGAAUACAAGCUCGUUGGGCUGGGCCUUGGUGGUCCAUUCUUGGCGAUUGGGCUAUGGUGGUUUGCCUGGACUAUUCCGCCCGAGACCCACACUCCGUGGAUUGUGCCCACUAUUUCCCUCGUUCUGGUGGGCUAUGCGCUAACGGAAAUGGAUACCGUGCUGUAUGGGUAUAUCUCGGAUUCCUAUCUGAGUUACUCUGCCAGUGCAACCGCUGCUGUUGCAUUCAUGCGAGCGUUGCUGUCCGGUGUCUUUCCGCUUUUUACGACGCAGAUGUUUGAUCGGUUGGGAAAUAAUAAUGCUAUGUCUGUACUUGCUGCAGUGGCAACUGCAUUUUGUAUAGUACCACCUGUGUUUAUUUGUUAUGGAGAGCGGAUUCGUCGAGCGAGCAAAUUUGCUCGCUAUAGUUGGGAAAUUCAGGAGGAGCUGGGUAAAGAGAAAGAAGAUUGGUGA